This is a messenger RNA of Perkinsus marinus ATCC 50983, 430 nucleotides long. RefSeq lists its product as hypothetical. The transcript has a single exon. Lineage: Eukaryota; Perkinsozoa; Perkinsida; Perkinsidae. The coding region runs from base 4 to 270 and encodes 88 amino acids. The record is from RefSeq and is a predicted model, not a curated record.
AGCAUGAAUGCCUUCUCUUUUGCGAAGAUCCUGUUCGUCAUUGGUGUCACCUUUGCCGCUCCUGUGAUUAACCCUCCUACGACCCCUACUCCAACGACGGUUGAUACGACCGAUGACGGAGUCAUCAUCGAGCCCGUGAAUCCUGCAGAGCGAGACUGCGCCAACUGCGUUUGGUGCAGGAGGGUUGGUAAUAUGUUCGACCACGCUGAAUGUUGGAGGAGCUUAUUCGUGUGCGGCACUUCUUGUGAUAGCUGUUGCGAGGGUUUCUAGAACGUCAUCAAAGUCAACUCCUGUACCAACUUUUUGUACCGCCGUUGCUGGAUAGUGACAUCUUUUGUAUGACCACCCAUCGUGCAUCGGCCCAAUAAUGAUGAUGACGAUCUAUGCUUAUAUUGAUGACCUGUCUCUUUUUUGAUUUGUCUCUUCUCGG